This is a messenger RNA of Eimeria mitis, 2169 nucleotides long. Its product is annotated as oligosaccharyl transferase STT3, putative. Lineage: Eukaryota; Apicomplexa; Conoidasida; Eucoccidiorida; Eimeriidae. Gene Ontology annotation, molecular function: oligosaccharyl transferase activity. Bases 1 to 2169 code for a protein of 722 amino acids. Gene Ontology annotation, cellular component: membrane. The record is from RefSeq and is a predicted model, not a curated record. The transcript has 12 exons.
AUGCCGCAUUCGAAGAUGACGGCUGAAUCGGAGGGCCCAAAUGCGAUAGCUACAGCCCCUAUCGCCCCGGAGAAGAGCUUGUCACUUGAAGCUGUCCUGCGCCGCCUCUUCCUCAGCUCCGCAGCGUGUAAAGUAUGGACGGCUGGACACAGAUGGGGUAAAUUCAUUGAGGCAAUAUGCGUUGUGCUCAUUAUGCUGCUUUGCCUGUCUACGCGCCUGUUCCCAUCUAUACGAGGCGAAGCAACAAUAUACGACUUUGACCCGUAUUUCAAUCACCGAACCACCAAGUAUCUUGCCAGGGAAGGCUUCAGCGAGUUCUGGAACUGGUAUGAUGAUGGGUUGAUGACGACAUCCUACUUCAUCCACAAGGUCCUGUGCUUUCUCGGUUUCCAAGUCAGCGUAUCUGACGUAUCUGUGUAUCUCCCACCAGCAUUUGCUUGCUUGACAGCCAUUGUCGUUCACUGCUUCACCAAGCACGCCAGCGGAUCUCGAACAGCGGGUCUGUUUGCUUCCUUAUUUAUCGGGGUAUCGCCUGCCUACGUCAAGACGUCCUUGGUGGGAUCCUAUGAUAACGAGUGCAUCGCAAUAUUUGCAAUGCUGUCGGGGUUCUACAUGUGGACUCGGGCGGUUCAGAGGGGUUCAAUGCUCUCAGCCCUACUAGCAGCUAUACCGUCUGCAUACAUGGUUACAGCUUGGGGCGGUUAUGUGUUCCUGAUCAAUGCAGUUGCUGUUCACAUGGUCGCUCUCUGCGUGCUUGGGUUAAUGACCCCCAGGCACCAGCUGGCAUAUGUUGUGUUCUACGUAAUCCUUACUGCAUUUUGUGUGAACAUUCCCUUCCUAAAUCUCACCCCACUUUGGAGUUCGGAGCACAUGGCGAGCCACGCAGUCUUCGUGCUUGUCAGUGUAUUUGCGAUAGUUCGCUUCACCUCAGCGCUCCUUCCAAAGGCGUCUGUGAAGCACCUUCAGAUGUGGGUCCUAGGGCUAACUGGAGCGCUGAUAUUUGUCGUUAUAGCCAUACUAGCUCUUACGGGCAAAACAGCUUGGUCGCCGAGGUCUCUGACCUUGCUUGACCCAACUUACGCGAGCAAGCAUAUUCCUAUCGUAGCAUCAGUAUCAGAGCACCAACCAACGACAUGGACGACGUACUUUCUUGACCUUCACGUGAUAAUAUUUCUUGCUCCCUUAGGAUUGAUCAUAUCUCUUCGACGAGGAGAAGGGCUGUUUUUUAUUGGCCUGUAUGGGGUCCUCGCUUGCUAUUUUUCAGCUGUCAUGAUCAGGUUGAUGCUUGUUCUCUCCCCCGCUGCGUCGAUGCUCGCUGGGGUUGGAGCAUCACUAUUCGUAACUGGAGUUCUUUCCCGCUUGCCUAGAGCCCAUUCCGAAGACAAAUGUGCGCGGGAAGAGUCGGCAAACAUGAGGACCGCAAACUCCAAUGGCUUUAAGCUCCCCUUAACUGUUGGCUUGCCUGUGCUACUGGCAUUCUUUUGGCUUUGUGUUAUGUACGUCGGGCAGUUCGUGUUCACAGGAGGCCCUAUCGGCCGCACCAACACGCCUAAACCUGAUGAUUUCCGUGAAGCUUACAACUGGCUUCGUCAAAAUACCCACCCGAAGGCGCGAGUUAUGGCCUGGUGGGACUAUGGAUAUCAAGUAUCUGAAGUCGGGAAUCGGACUGUUUUUGUGGACAACAAUACCUGGAACAGCACUCACAUCGCAACAGUUGGACUCGCAUUUGCUUCAGAAGAAUCCGAAGCUUAUGCAAUCGCCCAAGACUUGGAUGUGGAUUAUAUCUUCGUAGUGUUUGGUGGCAUGGCGCGUUUUGCAAGUGAUGACCUCAACAAGCUGAUUUGGAUGGUUCGCAUAGCGUCUGGCGUGUACCCAAAUCUCCAGCAGUCUGCUUUCUUGGGUCCCAGAGGACAGUUCACUGUGGGAAGAGAUGCUCCACGGGCAUUGACAAGAAGCCUUAUCUAUAAACUCAGCUACCAACACUUCGGCAGUGCUACGAAGGGCUUCGACUUCGCCAGGAAGACACCAGUAGACGCGACGGGUAUUCAGUUGAGACAUUUCCAGGAGGUCUAUACUUCGGAAAACUGGAUCGUUCGCAUCUACAAGGUUCGCAAGACAGACAAUCGGGAUACAAAAAUGAUCAACGCCAUCGAAAGUGGGUUUCAAUAG